GAUUGGCAGCUUUUGGAGGAUGGGGACCUAACAGUUGGAGACCGGGGAACCCCGCUGAGCGCAGGGCAGAAAGCCCGAAUCAGCCUCGCAAGAGCCGUGUAUCAGGACGCGGACAUCUACCUCCUGGACGACCCGCUCAGCGCUGUCGAUGCAGGAGUCAGCAAGCACCUGUUUGAACAGUGUAUCCGCCAAGCCUUGUGUGAGAAGAUCACAAUCUUAGUGACCCAUCAGCUGCAGUAUCUAAAGGAUGCAAGUCAGAUUCUGAUAUUGAAAGAUGGCAAAAUUAUGAAGAAGGGGACUUUUGCUGAGUUCCCAAAACCUGGGGUAGAUUUUGAAGAUAUCCCUUUAAAGGAGAAGGAGGCUGAACCACCUCCAGUUCCAGACUCUCCCACUCCGAGUCAGGCCUCUGAAUCUUCUGUUGAGUCUCAAGAGAAUCCCAGACCCUUGUUGGAAGACGCUGCUCCUCAGGACCAAGACGCUGAGAAUAUACGGGUUACACUGUCACUGGAGAGCCGUUCAGAUGGAAAAGUUGGUUUUAAGACCUACAAGAAUUACUUCAUAUCUGGCGAUAACUGGUUUAUCAUCAUUUUCCUUAUUCUAGUAAACAUCGCAGCUCAGGUGUCCUACGUCCUUCAGGAUUGGUGGCUCUCAUCCUGGGCAAAUGGACAGAGUUCCCUGUAUGCCAUUGCGUAUUUAAAAGGAAAAAUAACUUUCAUACCUGAUCCUGUCUGGUACUUAACAGCUUAUUCAGUUCUAACUGUGGGUACCAUCCUUUUUGGCAUCACAAGGUCUCUGUUGAUGUUCCACAUCCUUGUUAAUUCUUCACAAACUUUUCACAACAAAAUGUUGGAGUCCAUUUUGAGAGCCCCGGUCUUGUUCUUCAAUAGAAAUCCAACAGGAAGAAUUUUAAAUCGUUUCUCCAAAGACACUGGGCAUAUGGAUGACUUGCUGCCCCAGAUAAUUCAAGAUUUCAUGCAGACAUUUCUCCUUGUGAUGGGUGUGGUGGGUGUGAUGGUGGUGGUGAUUCCUUGGACUGUGAUACCCUUGAUUCCACUUGGCAUCAUCUUCUUUGUUCUUCGGAGAUAUUUCUUAGAGUCGUCACGAGAUGUGAAACGCCUGGAAUGCGCAACUCGGAGCCCGGUCUUUUCCCACUUAGCAUCUUCUCUCCAGGGACGCUGGACCAUCCGGGCGUUCACAGCGCAACAGAGGUUUCAGGAGCUGUUUGACACUCACCAGGAUUUGCACUCAGAGGCCUGGUCCUUGUAUUUGACCACAUCCCGAUGGUUCGCCCUGUGCCUGGAUGCCAUCUGUGCCAUCUUUGUCAUUGGUGUUGCCUUUGGGUCCCUAUUUCUGGCAGAAACUUUGAAUGUCGGGCAGGUGGGCCUGGUGCUGUCUCUCGCCCUCACGUUCAUGGUGAUGGUCCCGCGGUGCGUCAGGCAAAGUGCCGAAGCCGAGACUAUGAUGAUUUCAGUAGAAAGAGUGACUGAAUAUACAGACCUUGAGAAAGAAGCACCCUGGGAAUAUGAGUAUCGUCCACCGCCAUCCUGGCCCCAUGAAGGAAGCAUUGACCUUAGUAAUGUGAGCUUCAGGUACAGCUCAGACGGGCCUCUGGUACUGAUGGACCUGACAUCAUGGAUUCCCCGAAGAAGCAAGGUUGGCAUUGUAGGAAGAACAGGAGCUGGAAAAAGUUCCCUCGUCUCGGCCCUUUUCAGAUUGUCAGAACCCAAUGGUAAAAUUGGGAUUGAUGGGAUCUGGACAGCCAACAUUGGACUUCACGAUUUAAGGAAGAAAAUGUCAGUCGUACCUCAGGAACCUGUUUUAUUCACUGGAACAAUGAGGAAAAAUCUGGAUCCCUUUCAUGAGCAUACGGAUGAGGAACUGUGGAAUGCCUUAGAAGAGGUACAACUUAGAGAAGACAUCACAGGUCUUCCUGGGAAACUGAAUACUGAAUUAGCAGAAUCAGGAUCGAACUUGAGUGCUGGACAGAGACAACUGGUGUCCUUUGCCAGGGCUAUUCUCAGGAAAAAUCAGAUAUUGAUUAUUGACAAAGCCACAUCCAAUGUGGAUCCAAGAACUGAUGAGUUAAUUAAGAAAAACAUCCAUGAGAAAUUUGCCCAGUGCACUGUGUUAACCAUCACAAACAGGUUGAGCACCGUUAUUGACAGUGAAUGGGUGAUGGUUUUGGAUUCAGGGAGACUGGAAGAAGAUGAUGAGCCAUCUGAUUUGCUGCAAGAUGAAGACAGCCUAUUUUGCAUAAUGGUGCAACACCUGGGGGAGGCCGAGGCUGCUGCCCUCACUGAAACAGCAACACAGGCGCACAUGGGAAGGAAAUAGCCAGAAAUCACUCACAAUGGCCACAUGGUUCUGAACGUUUCCAGUGGACGGGCCUCCGCCUGAACAGUGUGGGGACAGCACUGUGAUCCUGCCGUGAGGGCAGGUGUGCUCCAGAGGCAUUUCUCCAAGUUUUUGCACUGCAUAAACUGUAUUGUACUGUUUUUAUACCAGCAACAGAUAUUUACACAUACAGGAUGUUAGUUUAUUUGGAUUUUUUUCCCUUCCACCCUCCAAGCUCUUAGAAAAAUGAUUUGUUAUUUUUAUUUAUAUGUUACACUAUUUUUUUCUUAUCCAAAUCAGAGGUUCAGGCCACCAAUAAAAGCUGUCUCUCAGGUUUUGUGCCUCGAGAAACUCCAGAGCCAAAGCUCAUUUUCUAAGAUAUAAGACAAGCUUGUCAGAGAGGGUUUUUUUACUGCUCCCCACCCCUGCCCCACCAAUUACAUCCUACUUUCUGGUUGUAUCAGGGAUUCUGUUCACUUGAAGACUGUGUAAAGUUGUCAUUUUCACUCAUUUCUUCCUUUAACAGAACUAGGACCCAUUAUUCCACCCAACUACUUCAUAGGAAAAACAAAAAAAUGUAUACUUUAGUUUGUGACAUUAUAGAAGAGAGGUGUCCCAUCUCCAAAAAAUAAAGAGAUAUAUGGUUAAAAUACAGAAGGACACUCUUUAUAUGAUCUAAAAGAGAAUGAAGAGAAAAUAUGCUUCUCAUAGCAAAUCCUUCUAGGGGAUUUGAUAAUGAAGGACACACGUGACUGAUUGUCUUCUAGAUGGAGGGUUUUAUUUUUUACGCUUUUAUUGUGGUAAAAUGUAUUUAAUGUAAAAUAAGCCUACAAUUCAGAAGCAUUAAUGGCAUUAACGGUGUUGUGCAACAAUCAAUGUCUAGUUAAUUUUUGGUAAUUAUUUUAGUACUAUUCA
This is a messenger RNA of Sus scrofa (pig), 3249 nucleotides long. The record is from RefSeq and is a predicted model, not a curated record. NCBI's taxonomy places the organism in Eukaryota, Metazoa, Chordata, Mammalia, Artiodactyla, Suidae.